Molecule: messenger RNA, 327 nt
Organism: Brassica napus (rape)
Lineage: Eukaryota; Viridiplantae; Streptophyta; Magnoliopsida; Brassicales; Brassicaceae
Exons: 2
Coding region: 1-327 (108 amino acids)
Source: RefSeq, a predicted model, not a curated record
AUGGAAGGAGUAGGAGCUCGGUUAGGUAGGUCAUCGACUCGUUACGGUCACGGAGGACCGGCUACGGUAUUCACAGGUCCGGUUAGGAAGUGGAAGAAGAAGUGGGUUCACGUCUCUCCCUCCUCCAAGAAACACUCCUCCUCCUCCUCCGUUGCUUCCGACGGAUCGCAUUUGUUGUUCUUUAAGUGGGCUCCAUUGUCUCAGGGCGGCAGCGGGAAUGAGGAUGGUAAAAGCGAGAGUAAUUCUCCCAGCGAAGAGCCUGUGACGGAGACGACGGCGCAAGAAGAGCCUCCGCGCCGCAGAUUCAAAUACGUGCCGAUAAUUUGA